Carassius gibelio (silver crucian carp) is the source of this 4950-nucleotide messenger RNA. Its product is annotated as protein transport protein Sec31A-like. Gene Ontology annotation, cellular component: endoplasmic reticulum exit site; COPII vesicle coat. The coding region runs from base 229 to 4017 and encodes 1262 amino acids. NCBI's taxonomy places the organism in Eukaryota, Metazoa, Chordata, Actinopteri, Cypriniformes, Cyprinidae. Gene Ontology annotation, molecular function: protein binding; structural molecule activity. The transcript has 28 exons. Gene Ontology annotation, biological process: endoplasmic reticulum to Golgi vesicle-mediated transport; COPII-coated vesicle cargo loading; endoplasmic reticulum organization. The record is from RefSeq and is a predicted model, not a curated record.
CGUUGAAACCGGAAGUCAUCUCGCCGGUGGGCGGGGUUUGUUGUGCCACGUUGAUGGACAGCAGUGGGGACGUGGAAUCGUGUCCACCCUGCAGCCGGGACCAGUCUCUCACACAUUUAUCGCACAAACCCACGGAUUUCCUUGAGUUAUUCUAGUCCCUCUGUCUAACGCGCGUGUCUGUGUGUGGAUGAGUCUGAGCGCGACCGCCGGAAACACAACAAGAGAAGGAUGAAGCUAAAAGAAAUCAACCGAACGGCUAUCCAGGCCUGGAGUCCAGCGCAGCAGCACCCCAUCUAUCUGGCAGCAGGUACGUCGGCCCAGCAGCUCGAUGCCACCUUCAGCACCAGUGCGUCUCUGGAGAUCUUUGAACUGGAUCUGGCUGAUCCCUCUUUAGCCAUGAAGUCAUGCGGCUCUCUGUCCUCUCCACACAGAUACCACAAACUAGUCUGGGGUCCACAUGGCAUUGAAGACCAGAGUUCGCCAUCAGGUGUCCUCAUCGCUGGAGGAGAGAAUGGAGACAUCAUCCUGUACGACGCCUCCAAAAUCAUCGCUGGAGACAGUGAAGUCAUCAUUUCCCAGAGCGAGAAACACACGGGACCAGUGAGAGCUCUCGACGUCAACUCGUUUCAGACAAACCUUGUGGCCUCUGGGGGAAAUGAGUCAGAAAUCUACAUCUGGGAUCUGAACAACUUCAGCUCCCCAAUGACGCCAGGACCCAAAACUCAGCCCCUGGAGGACAUCAGCUGUGUUGCGUGGAACAGACAGGUGCAGCACAUCCUGGCCUCGGCCAGUCCCAGCGGAAAAGCUUCAGUCUGGGAUCUGAGGAAGAACGACCUGAUCAUCAAAGUCAGCGAUCACAGCAACAGGAUGCAUUGCUCUGGUCUGGCCUGGAACCCGGAGGUGGCCACUCAGCUGGUUCUGGCGUCUGAAGACGACCGAAUGCCCGUCAUCCAGAUGUGGGACCUGCGCUUUGCCACCUCUCCUCUCAAAGUGCUGGAGAGCCACACGAGAGGUGUCCUGGCCAUCGCCUGGAGUGAAGCAGAUCCAGAGCUGCUCCUGAGCUGUGGGAAAGAUAACCGGAUCCUGUGCUGGAACCCCAACACGGCUGAGGUCCUGUAUGAGCUGCCUACCAGUACUCAGUGGUGUUUUGACAUCCAGUGGUGUCCCAGAAACCCAGCUGUGCUGUCUGCUGCUGCCUUUGAUGGCCACAUCAGCAUCUACUCCAUCAUGGGAGGAAGCAAUGACAACGCCAGUUCUUUACAGGCUGAACAGUUAAGUAGUUCAUUUGGAAAUAUGGAUCCCUUUGGUACGGGGAAGACUCUGCCGCCUUUACAGCUGCCUCAGACCGCCCCGUCCCAGAGCACCGUCACACCUCUCAAGAAACCCCCCAAAUGGAUCCGCAGACCAGUUGGAGCGUCUUUCGCUUUUGGUGGAAAACUAGUCACCCUGGACAACAUCAAGCCAUCGGCCCAACAGCCCCAGCAGACUGCCGCCCAUGUGGUUCAUAUCAGUCAGGUUGUGACCGAAACCGAUUUCCUUGAUCGAUCGAAUCGACUUCAGGAGACGCUAACUGCAGGGAAUUUCCUCGAGUACUGCCAAACCAAGACUGAAGCUGCUCAGAGCGAAUUUGAGAAGACGGUUUGGUCUUUUCUGAAGGUGAACUUUGAAGAAGAUGCACGAGGGAAAUAUCUGGAGCUUUUGGGAUACAAGAAGGAAGAGCUCGCCUUAAAGAUUACAUCAGCGUUAGAAAGCAACUGCAAAUCUGAUGAGGCCGAUGUGGUUGAGAAGAAAAGCCCUGUAGAGGAGGAAGCAGAAGCACCUGACACGGAGACAUCUGACCUAGAUGAGGUUCCUUUUGAAGACGAAGAACCUGCUGUUGAUGAGACGUCCAACACAGAAGAGACUCCAGCUCCUGCGUCAGACGCCAUUAACCUCAAAGUUAGCCAGGAUAUUGAUGGGCUGAUCACACAAGCUCUGCUGACUGGCGAUUAUGAAGCCGCGGUUAACCUCUGUCUGCAUGAUAACCGAAUGGCUGACAGCAUCAUCCUGGCUAUUGCUGGCGGUCCUGAGCUUCUGGCAAAGACUCAGAAGAAAUACUUCAGCAAAACGCAGAGCAAGAUCUCUAAGCUCAUUAGUGCUGUGGUGAUGAAGGACUGGUUGGACAUUUUGGAGACCUGUGACCUGCAGAACUGGAAGGAAGCUCUGGCUGCAGUAAUGACUUACGCAAAGCCAGAGGAGUUCUCCUCGCUAUGUGGUCUGCUGGGCUCCAGGCUGGAGGCCGCUGGGGACGCGGCGCUGCAGGCUCAGGCCUGUCUCUGCUACAUCUGCGCAGGCACCGUAGAGCAGCUGGUGGCCCACUGGGUCAAAGCUCAGGACUCCUGCGGCCCGCUGGCACUGCAGGAGCUGGUUGAGAAGGUGGUGGUCCUGCAGAGAGCUGUGCUGAGAGCUCAGGGUGGUGUUUCUGAUAUGGGUGCCCUGCUGGCAGAGAAGAUGAAUCAGUACGCCAGUCUGCUGGCAUCACAGGGCAGCUUACACACCGCCAUAUCCUACCUGCCCACCAACACUCAACAGGUUUCUGUGCAGCAGUUGCGUGAUCGUUUGAGCAGAGCUCUGGGUCAGCAGCAGCAGCCUGGAGCCGCAGGGACUGGGACGCUUCCCGCCGCUGUACCAGAGCACACAUACACACAACCUCAACCUCCACAGGUCCCCGCGCAGCCCGCUGCACCUCCUCAGUAUUACCAGCAGGGUAGAUCCGCCACUACUGUCACAUCCUGGAGUAACCAAACCCCUACAGCUCUGCCCAGUGUCCCUCACCCGCUGGUGCCUGCCGCUGACCCGCAGAUGGAGUCCACAACUCCAGCCUUUGGUCUUCAGUCUCCAGUGAGUGCGUCCGUCCCUGCCUCCGCUCCAUUUAUGUACUCCCAGCAGUACCAGAACUAUCCUCCCGUUCAGCAGUUCAUACCUGCCGCCGGGACUCCUGGCAUCUAUCAGCCUCUUCCGUACUCUUCUUCUAUGGCCUCUCCUCUUCCUCCUCCAACCUCUUCGUCCUCCUCUGCUGCCGCUGCUGUCUAUCCUCCACAGUUCAUGCAUCCUGCCUCCUCUCAGCCGGCAGCUCCUCCUGUGAUCUCUGGGCCUCCUCAGGGAGGUCAGCCUUUCUCUCCUCCUCCUCUCUCUUCUGGCAUGUCUUUCCAGCACGGCGGGCCCGGGUCGCCCACGGCUUAUCUUCCUCCUCCUCCAGUCGCCAGAGCUCCAGGUACUCAGACUGAACCCGCACUGAUCCCAGCCUCCCAGAGAACAGGAGGAUUAAAUCAAGACAUGGCCUGGUCUUUGGAAGGACCUCAGAAUGGCUGGAACGAUCCUCCAACACUCAACAGAGCACUCAAAAAGAAGAAAGUUCCAGAAAACUUUACUCCUCCAGCACCCAUUACAGCACCCAUCAUGGCCCCUCUAGGAGACCCUCAGUUCCCUGCCAGCCAAACCAUGCAGACCCUUCAAUCACAAAAACAGGGUCCAGAUCAGCCUGUGGGCCCAGCCACCUUCAACCCCAUCCAGCAGCAGCCACUGGGACCCCCGGGCAGAAACCCCAGCAUGCCUCAGGGCAACAUGGAAGGGGCACCUGGAGCACCGAUUGGAGAUCUCAUAAAGCCACUUCAGUCCAUACCAACUGAGAAGAUCACCAAGAAGCCCAUCCCUGAGGAGCACGUUGUUCUGAAGACCACUUUUGAGGGACUGAUCCAGAAAUGCUUGGCUGCCGCUUCAGAUCCGCAAACCAAGAGGAAGUUGGAUGAUGCUCAUAAGAGGCUUGAGUAUCUCUAUGACAAGCUGAGAGAACAAACACUGUCUCCAGCUAUUAUCAGUGGUCUGCACAGUAUGGCCCGCAGCAUCGAGAGUCGCUGCUACACCGACGGACUCAACAUCCACACACACAUCGUGAGCAGCAGCAACUUCAGCGAGACGUCUGCCUUCAUGCCCGUCCUGAAGGUGGUGCUGACACAGGCCAACAAACUGGCUGUUUGAUAUCCAUCUGUAACACACACAAACCAACAAGUAUUCUCAACCCCUCAAGCCAUCUUUCCAGGACCAGAUGUGCAUAUACUUUGCCAGUCUUAACCGAUCUGGUUUACAGCAAUGUUUUUGUUUGUUUAUUUUUUUUGUCACAUGUAUUUUAAUGUUAUUACAUAUUUGUAAUCAUGACAGAGCAGAGUGCAAUAGGGUUUCCCCCUUUUAUGUCCCAAGUUUAAUGGUCAAUUAGAUUCAUAAAAUGAAAUGCUUUUUAGUGAACAAAUAGCAGCAAGCUAAUCGUGUCCAGUCCACCGUGCAUCAUUCUUAAUUUAUGCUAUUCUUUUGGCAUUAUUAUUUCGAUUUUUAAGAUAUCUGAUGUUUACGAUUAUCGCAGCUCCUCUGAAUUUCUGUUUAUUUUCUAGCAAUCCUCUUCGAUUUACGUUAUGCCAUCAUUUCUGCAGAUGAUGUUUGGAUAUGGAAACAAGGUAACAGGAUAAAAUAGUUACAAUUAAUUUCUAUUUGAACAGUUUAUUUGAUUUUAGUAUUUGGCAUUCAUGCAAUUGGAAAUUUGGGAUUAAAUCUUGACGUGUGUUUGUUUCAUAAUUAUGCCGACUGUCUUUAUUGUACAUCACUAAAUGUUUUAGACAUCUUUUCAGAUAAUGGUAAUGGGAUUCUCCUUUUGAAACAAAGGGGGAAAUGAAACCGGAUCCGAUUUGGUAAAAAAAGAAAAAAAAAAGAAAAAAGGGAAUUUUGUUUUUAUUAUUUUUUUUUUUUUUUUUUAAUCACAGUCUGUCUGCUUCGAGCAAUUUUGCAUAUGGCUGCACAAAGGUUUGGAGGCUUGCUCUAAAAAGUUUUUUUAUGCAAUCUGUGUUCUGUUUCAAUAAUUGAGAUUGUACUGUAAAUCUGAUGAUGACUGUUUUGCAGUUUUAUUAAAAACAAAUUGAGACA